Messenger RNA from Rotaria socialis, 873 nucleotides. The record is from the annotation of a GenBank genome assembly. NCBI's taxonomy places the organism in Eukaryota, Metazoa, Rotifera, Eurotatoria, Philodinida, Philodinidae.
AUGCCUUUUUCAUUACCAAUUCAAGUUAUUUCACAAUGGCUGCUACUAUUCCAACGAAUUUUUAUGUUUAUUCUAACUGGGAAAUCUGUGCUAGAACGAAUUAUAGCAAAUCGUAAAAUCUCGUUUCCGUUACGUGUUUAUCAAAUUAAAAAUUCAAUUAAUUUUACUUCAUCAAAAAGUCUUGAUUAUGAAAUUAACCAAAUGAAAAUCGAUAGAAAGAAAUCCUUGAUUCAUGAUCAAUUGUAUACUGUCAUACAUAAAUUAGAAUUAUAUCAAAAAUUAAUUAAUCAAAUAGAUAAAAUAAGAAAGACGCAAGUGACAUCAACCGACGCAGAACAUCUCGAUUUAUUCGAGAAGAUAUGGUCACGUCUUGUUACUCAAUCGAAUGAUGAUCAUGAGCCAAUGAGUACGAUUUCAAAACGUUGGACAAAAAUUGGUUUUCAAGGUCCGAAUCCUCUUACCGAUUUUCGAGGUAUGGGUGUUCUGGGUCUUCAAUCUAUUGAAUAUUUAUCUCGUGAUGAGUCAACAUGUUUAACCUAUGUUAACAUUCGGCCACCCAAUGAUUAUUCAUUUGCUAUAGGCGUCAUAAAUGCUGUUUCGUGGCUUGUUGCUUUAGUUGAAAUUGAAUCGUCCAAGAAUGAUAUUUCUCAUCCAUUAUUAACAUAUUUUUCUGUUCAUCCCUGUAAUCUUAAUGAAUUUUUCCGAUUAUUUUCACUUGUUUUUAAUGAAUGGCAUCAAUUUUGGAUUGAUCAAAAAGCGGAUAUUAUGCAAUUUGAACAGUUAUCAAAACGUUUUCGUGCUCAAAUGCUGGUUGAAUGUCAACAAGGACGACCUUUACAACAAGGAUUUUCGAAACGAAUCCCUAAACAAUAA